Paraglomus brasilianum is the source of this 225-nucleotide messenger RNA. Lineage: Eukaryota; Fungi; Glomeromycota; Glomeromycetes; Paraglomerales; Paraglomeraceae. The record is from the annotation of a GenBank genome assembly.
AUGGGUGCUGGAUGUUGUAAAGAGGAGGAAAUCGAUUUUGAUGCUGAGGUACAUGGUGAUGGUCGAGGGAUUACCCUCUACUUGGACACUCUCAGAGCAAUGUGGAUAGUGGUGGGGAAGCAACAUAACUUGCGAGAACUCGGAAGGGAAAGGGUUGUGCGAGAGCAAAAGACUUUUGUCGAGCGAAUAACUGGAAGGCUUGUUUAUGGGUGGGGCGACUAUUAA